Messenger RNA from Phalacrocorax carbo (great cormorant), 6241 nucleotides. The record is from RefSeq and is a predicted model, not a curated record. NCBI's taxonomy places the organism in Eukaryota, Metazoa, Chordata, Aves, Suliformes, Phalacrocoracidae.
GUUGCUUCGUGUGAUUGGUUGGAGGGGGAGGGAGUUCGUCCUUCCGGUGCGCGGUGGAUUGUGGUUGUGGGUGUCCGCGUGAGGGAGUGCGCCCGGGUGUGAAGGGGAGACGGAGACUGUUAGAGGGUCGUUAAUGAUGUCCAAGUCUUCACCAGCAUCGAAAAUGUCAUCCCAAGAGGAAAUACUGAGCGAUGGGCGGUUUAGCUGUGUUACUAGGGAUCCCAGAUUUUGGGAGAUGCCUGAAAAAAAAUGUAAAAUCAAGAUUGACAAGCGGUUCCGAGCUAUGUUUCAUGACAAGAAGUUUAAGCUGAAAUAUACAGUGGAUAAAAGAGGUCGCCCUGUUAACUUCAAUUCCACAGAGAACCUCAGGAAAUUUUACGCCCUGUCAGAGUCUGACUCUGAUCAUUCAGAAGAUGAUAGUAAAGAACGUACUGAAAAGAAAAAAAAGGAAAAAAAAGCUAAACCUAAAGGAGAAGCAGAUUCUGCAAAACUACUUGCCCAUGGUGUCCCUAGGAAGGAGAGCAAAACCAGUAAACAAGGGGUGGACCAAACACAUGAAGCAGUGGCAAAACUAGGUGACCUGCAAAACGAAGGACAAAAAACUACAUCUAAAUCAAACUUGAAAGAGGACUCUAAGAAAACUGCAACAGAAAUUGAUUGCUCUCGGGGAAACCAGGGCCUCUUACCCAAAGGGGAAAGCAAGCAAAGAGAUGUGUCAGGAGGAAGAUCAAGUUCAGUUCAAAACAAGCAAAAGUCUUCACAACCAAGUGGUGCUAAGUCAGUUAAAGCUUCCAGGAGGGACCAUUCCCUAGGAGGAAAAAUAAAAGAAUCAGUGACUGUAUGUACAGACUGUCGUGAUCCACGUGACAUCAGUAAAAGCCAAUUAGAGGAAGAAAUUUCUGCAAGUGAUGAUUUUGAGUGUGCAGAAUCAGAAGAGGAGCCAGAAGUUGACAGGGAAACAAGCCAGGAUGAGAAGCCAGAAGAUGAUGGGGAAACAAGCAAAGAAGAUAGUGAUUCAGAAGAUGAAGUCAGUGAUAGUGGGCCUGAUCUAGCUAGAGGCAUAGGGAACAUUGAAACGAGCUCAGAUGAUGACGAGGAUUUAAAUGAAGUAUUUCCAAAGGAGCCAGAGAUAGAGCAUUCAUGGCGUGAGCUAGAUAAAGAUGCCCCUCGUGCAGAUGAGAUUACAAGUAGAUUGGCAGUUUGUAAUACGGACUGGGAUAGGUUGAAGGCUAAGGAUUUGCUGGCUCUAUUUAAUUCUUUCACACCCAAAGGAGGAACGAUAUUUUCUGUUAAGAUUUAUCCUUCAGAGUUUGGAAAAGAGAGAUUAAAAGAGGAAGAACAAAAAGGACCUGUAGAACUAUUUGACCUUCCAGAGAAUACCACAGAGAACGACGGGCUUUAUAGGGAAAAACUGCGGGAGUAUCAAUUCAAGCGACUGAAAUACUUCUAUGCAGUUGUAGAAUGUGAUUCUCCUGAAACAGCCAAUAAAAUUUAUGAGGAAUGCGAUGGACUAGAAUUUGAAAGUAGCUGUUCUUUUAUAGACCUGAGAUUUAUUCCAGAUAAUGUUACAUUUGACGAUAAGCCAGAAGACAUAGCCUCAGAAGUGAAUGUAGCUGUAUAUAAGCCAAAGUACUUCACAUCUGCUGCUAUGGGAACAUCAAAGGUAGAUAUCACAUGGGAUGAGACAGAUCACGAGCGAGUAACGUCACUUAGCAGAACUUUUAAAAAAGGGGAACUUCUUGACAUGGAUUUUCAAGCUUAUUUGGCUUCGUCUAGUGAAGAAGAGGAAGAAGAGCAACAAGUUAGUGAUGUAGCCCAUGAAAUGGAGGAUGACAAACCCAGGAAAAGCCAAAAAGAUGAUGAAGAACAAAUUGCCAAGUACAGAGAACUUUUGCAAAGUAUCCAAGAAAAAGAGAAAAAACAGGAAGAAAAAGAUAUAGGAAUGGAGAUUAAAUGGGUUCCAGGCCUCAAAGAAACUGCUGAAGAAAUGGUCAAAAACAGGUUGGAAGGAAAGGAUAGCCUAACCCCAUGGCAAAAGUAUCUAGAGAAGAAGAAAGAAAAAAGAAUUCUUAAAAAAAAGAGAAAGGCUACUGCCGAGAGAGAACUGAGUGAGGAUGAACUUCCAUCUGAUGUUGAUCUCAACGACCCAUAUUUUGCUGAAGAAUUUGAGAAAACAGAUUUAAAGAAGCAGCCAGAAUUGGUUGAAAGUACCUCAGAAGACGAGGUUGAAAAACAGAAGGCUGAAAUGGCCCUACUUAUGACAGAUGAUGAGGAUGAUGCCAGAAAACAUUUUAAUUAUAAAAAGAUAGUAGAACAACAGAAUUUGAGCAAGAAGAAAAAGAAACUUUUAAUGAAAAAGAAGGAAUUACUGGAAGAUGACUUCCAGGUAAAUGUUGCCGACAGAAGAUUCCAAGCCAUGUUUACUUCUCCCUUGUUUAAUUUGGAUCCUUCAGAUCCAAAUUUCAAGAAGACAAAAGCAGUAGAAAAGAUCUUGGAAGAGAAAGCUCGCCGAAGAGAACAAAAGGAGCAAGAGCUUACAGAGGCAAGCAAGGGACAGGAGAGCAAGGCAGCAAAGAAAAGAGAUGUUCCUAAGAAAGCCAUAGAUCCUGCCUUGUCAAUGCUAAUAAAAUCUGUCAAAAGUAAAACCGAAGAGUUUCAGGCAAGGAAGAAGCAGAAGAUGAAAUAACCGAACUUUUACUCAGACUUUACUUUAGUCCCAGUUCUCCUAACAUGGUGACAUCUAUUAAAGUUACUACAGCUUGCUCUGAUUCCUAUCCACCUAAAAGUCACUUAAUUAUAAUGGUGAGUUUUGAAGCAACUAGACUUAUAAUCACUCUUUCCUUCUGUAACAAAAAAAAUACUGUUUUGUCCUAUUAUUGAAGAACUACACCUUGAAAACAUGUAAGGAAUCAGUGGUUUUGGGGCCGUUUGAUUUGUAUCAUGCCAGCUGUUACAGAUAAUAGAAGUGGUAAAGAUGGCUACAAAAAGUAGUUGCAAUUAUGAUUGUAUUUAUAAAUAAGAAAAACACUUCUGCAGAGGUUUAGAGCUGAGACUAAGCAGCCUUAAUGUCUUCAGUUCCACGGAAGUCUGUAAAACCUAUCUCUGUUGCUAAAGAAGGGAGCAAUAUAACUAAAAAUUGAGAUUUUGCGUACAGGUGUUUUGUAUAUUUUUAUAAGAGUUCAUGUAUGCUUCAUUAAUUUCUCCAAAUACUUGAAGACUUCCUGGAUAAUUUUUAGAUCUAACAAAAAAUUUGCCAUUUAGAAGUGUUUCAUUAAUAUAUACUGGAAACAAAUGGUUUAAAUUGGCCCAAAGGAGUUUUGGGCACUUUGCUGCAUUUUGUUUUUCUGUGCCUCAGUGAAAUUAUGUUAAAAUGAAACUUUCUCCUAUUACUAUUGUGUUCCCAUUAGUACAGUUCCACUUACACAAAGUCUUCCGGCAUUGCAAAUUUUUUUUUUAAAAAGAUAUUAUUAGAAACCCUGUUGGUUGGCCAUGUUAGCAUUAGUGUCAGUGAUGAUGGUACCAACAGUGGAGGGAAAAUACAGUGGGUAGAAAAUGAUACUUCUUCCCUGCAGCAUGGGAACUGAUUUGUCGAAGUUCUGUUUUGUUUUGGGUUGUUUGGGUUUUUUAGGGUUUGGUUUCUGGUUUGUUGCUUGGUUGGUUGGGUUUUUUUUGAAGUGUUUGCUGUAUUAGCUGUAAUGGAAAUACAUUAUAUCAAAAAAGAACGAAAAUGUUAGGAACAAGAACUGAAAGGCGAUUUGUAAUUGUAAAGAAGUAUUGUUCAUUUCUAAGCAGUUAGAAACUAGAUAACCGAACUAGUGUUUAUAGGAAAGAAAUAUAUGUGACUACGUGAAGGAGAUGACCGAGUGAGAUUUAGCUCAUGAGAGGCUGUUCAAGUAGCUAACACAAAAAGCUGAGAUAUCACAGUGUCUUUCAUACAUAACUUUGUUCCAGCUGCUGGGCAUUUUAGCCUUUUAAGCAAUAUGGCACGAUCCAUCAAACCCAUUUCACAGUUAGAACUGACCAGCUGCGAUGGCGAACAAGGAAAACUUAUCCCACAGGAAGUGGCAGGAAGCUUCUGAACAUGGGUGUACAGUGGGGAACAACACAGUGAUAUUCAGCAACAUACAAACUCACAAAGAAAGAGAGGAAAGAACGAUGCUUUGGGAAACAGCAUUUCCACCAGGGGAAGUGUGCCUGCAUCAAACAGGAGAGACGAUGGUAGCUACGUAAGAAAAUGUUAAGCAUCAUACAAAAGCGAUGCAAGUGUACAUAUAUGCUUCUGAUAGGGAUGGUGGGUAAGGUGACGAGCUUCUCCCAUAAUGAAAGGUCAUAAAUUCUAUAAUAAAAUUUGCAGCAUAGAAAAUGUAGUUGUCUUUAACGCUGUUUCUGAAGACUGGCACAUACAAUACAAUUUCCAGGCACACAGCAGUGACGCCAAUCUGAAAGGGUAAAAUUUAGGCAUACCAUGUACUGGUACAGAUUUUUCUUAAGUGUGGUUCAUUGUAUGGGUUACAUAUUGUAGGCAUAUGAAAUGCAGUAGGGGCAGUAGCUGGAAUUGAAUGAGAUUUAGAGAUUGGCUAUGCUAGAGUAACCGGUGAUGGAAGGGCAAGUGUUUGUGUGUAAAGCAUGUGGAAAAUUGGACAACUGAGAACAAAAGCAAAAUGAACAGAAACAGAAGUCAAACGAAGGCUCCACCAAACCCAACAGCUGGUUUCUAACAUGGACCGGUAACGGGCGAUACUAAACGCGCACUUAAAAUAUUACACCUUCUCAAUAGGGAAGCUGUAAGUUCAAAAUUGUUUUAACUGCUUCUGUCAAAAAUACAGCUUGGGUAGAACUAAUUGUUGUAGGUACUUACUUUGUAACAGCACCCUUUUAUAGCUGUAGGGACAAGCGUGUUUUGUUCUGCGUUGGUGCGCUUACAAAUUCUGUUUUAAUUUCGGGUCCACAGACAGAUAGUCUCCCAUGACUUCACUAAAUAAUUUGUAUGGGAAAGCAAAUCUGCUGGGGGAUAAAGGUAAGAAACCACUGUCCCUUGAAUCCUCUGACCCUGCCCAUUUCUACAAAAUACGUUUUGACACAUUUGACAUGCAUACCCUUACAAAGGAGUGCUCCUUGUUUGGGCACUAGCAGUAGGUAUCACCUGCUGUAUUUGACUUCCUGGCAGUAGUUGAGUAGAGUCACUUAAAUUAGAAGUGCUUUGCUUUUUGGCUCAGUGCUUUUAUAACCUUACUGGAAGACAAUGUGUGGCAUCAGUGAAUCUCUGCUCAUCCGGGACGCCCAGAUAUGCUGAAUGACUCACUGGUACAAAGCUCUCCAACAGAACUUCUGUACUUCUGCAGUGCACCUAUCCUUUACAGUAACUUUGCUGGAGAGCUAAUCUGAAAAAAACAAAGUUUUAAAAACAAAAAAAAAUCCCCAAACAGCGAUGACUUCUUAAUGAAAUUAGAUGGUGUAAGUUAUGUUGUGCCUUUUCUUCACGUGUACCGGCUACCUUCUUCAGUGGCAGCAUCUGAGUGUACUCGGACAUGUCCACUCAAGAAACCCAGCCUGUACUUGGAAGUCACAGCAAGGCAAAAUGCAUAAAACCAAAAGGGCAGACUUUCACAUAGGCUUUAACUACUGGUUAAAAACGUAUUUUCCUGUGUGGUGAUGUGUACUUGAUCUAGUGUCAAUGCUUAACAUAUGAUAAUUCUAUCUAGUUGGACAUUAAGAAUUUUUUCUGUUGUUCACGAGUUGCUGAGUCCUGAGGGGGCAUCUUGGUUGGGAAGAACUGUAAGAUCUGUUCCAGUACGCAUCUUAGAUGGGAGUUUUGGGUCUGUUUAUAAAACCUUCAGGUGUAAAUCCACUUUUUUUUUUUUACCUCUUUCUUAAAAAUCAAGUUAGUAACUACUAAGUGUUACUGGCUCAAAGCCCAUCAUCUAAUCCCCAGAUUUCCAAAAUAAUGCCAAAAAAAAUCUGGGGUUAUUUUUUUCUGUGUUUGGCAGAAGUGUAUCUCAGAAGUCUGGUAAGAAGUGGUCAUGGCUCAUCUAGAAUUCUUUGCAAUUCAUUACCCAUGGUGUAAACAAAACAAAGCGUGUUUUUGAGUAUCUCAUCCUCUUAAACAUGAAAAUAAGAUCCAGAACUUUUAACCUCUGAACUUUGAAAUGUGGUUUAUUUUUCCCUUUCACUAGGUGUCAUGUAACCAGCAGAAGUGACAACAAUUAAUUAAAUAGCACAUUAAAGAACAGGACUGUUAGAA